Esox lucius (northern pike) is the source of this 2130-nucleotide messenger RNA. Its product is annotated as annexin A2-A. Gene Ontology annotation, molecular function: calcium ion binding; calcium-dependent phospholipid binding; phospholipase inhibitor activity. Gene Ontology annotation, cellular component: cytoplasm. The transcript has 13 exons. Bases 68 to 1084 code for a protein of 338 amino acids. The record is from RefSeq and is a predicted model, not a curated record. NCBI's taxonomy places the organism in Eukaryota, Metazoa, Chordata, Actinopteri, Esociformes, Esocidae.
CUGGCCAGGCUUCAUAACGGGACUCUCUCACACGGCUUCAUCCUGCUGCACACUGAGGGAUUUCACUAUGGCCUUGGUUUCAGAGUUCUUGGGCCAGCUGACGCUAAAUUUUGGAGGGGAGAGUGAGCCCAAAUUCCCCACGGUGGUGGCAGCUGAUAAUUUUGAUCCAGCCAAGGAUGCUGCCAGGAUAGAAACAGCCAUCAAGACCAAGGGGGUGGACGAGCAGACCAUCAUUGACAUCCUGACCAGACGAAGCUACUCCCAGAGGCGGGAUGUCGCCUUCGAGUAUGAAAAGAGAUCCAAGAAAGAUCUGAUCACUGCUCUGAAGGGAGCUCUGUCUGGCUGCCUUGAGGCUGUGAUUCUGGGUCUGAUGAAGAAUACAGCUCAGUAUGACGCCACAGAGAUCAGAGCCUCCAUCAAGGGUCUGGGCACCGAUGAGGAGACGCUAAUUGAGAUGCUCUGCUCCCGCAGCGCGGCUGAACUUCUGGAGAUCAAACGUGUCUACAAGGAGAUGUUCAAGAAGGAUCUAGAUAAGGAUGUGGCCGGAGACACAUCUGGGGACUUCAGAACGCUGCUGCUGGCCCUGGUCCAGGCCAAGAGAGAUGAGCCCUCAAACAUCGUUGACUACGAGAAGAUUGACGAUGAUGCCAGAGCUCUGUAUGAGGCAGGAGUAAAGAGGAAGGGCACUGAUGUAGCCACAUGGAUCAGCAUCAUGUCGGAGAGGAGUGUGCCCCACCUCCAGAAAGUGUUUGACAGGUACAAAAGCUACAGUCCGUACGACAUGAAGGAGAGCAUCAGGAAGGAGGUCAAAGGUGACCUGGAGAAAUCAUUCCUCACCCUGGUGGAGUGCUUUGAGAACAAACAGCAGUACUUUGCUAACAGACUGAGUGAAGCAAUGAAGGGCAAAAGUGCCAAGGAGAAGGUGGUGACCAGAAUCAUGGUGUCUCGCUGUGAGGUUGACCUCAUGAAGAUCAGGACGGAGUUUAAGAGACUGAACCAGAAGUCCCUGUAUCAGACUAUCGCUGAACACACCAAAGGGGAUUAUCAGAAGGCUCUUCUGAGUCUGUGCGGAGGAGAUGACUAGACCAACUGUCACUAACUGUCGCCUUGUCCCAUGAACCCUCUGGAACAAGGCUUAGGAUAAAUUCUGUUUCAAUUCAGUAAACUCACAAAGUGAAUUUAUCCUCAUUUAACGAUUUGUCAAAUCAUUCUGAAACAAAUGCAGGGAUUGAAAAUGUAAUUGACCUGGACUUUGGGUGGCCGGUGAAUCCUAUUAAGAAAUCAUCUCUAUUAACAAAGGCACAAGGCAUUUGCUGUGUCUGAGAUUGCAUCUUAUUUCCUAAAGCGCAGGAUUUUGGGGAUUUUUGACUAGAAAGGUGGAAGAUGUUCAGAAAGUUUCACCAGUUCCUAGUUUAGAUGCCUGUCCAAAAAAAGUUUUUACAAAAAUCAUGCUUUUGGGUCCUGUAAUUUCUCCUGUAAAUCACUGUGGAUUAAAAAUGUUAAUCACUAGAAAGGGAAUAGGGUGCCAUUUUAGACACAGACAUUAAUAAGCACUGGUGUCUUCAGCCACCGUAUUGUACAGGCUCUCAACAACCAGUUCACCAACAGUGUUAUCAUGCAUUCACGUCAUGUCUAAAUGACCAGUGAAAUCCAGAGAAAAUUCUAGGAACAUUCACAUGCUCUGAGCUAAGAAGGAACGAAAAAAAAAAAACGCAAAUAAGCAAUUUUAGGCUACCAAGCUAGUCCAACUAGUUUGUCCUACUACAUAACAUGUUGCUCUAGCUAGCGUUUUAAUAACUUUUGUUAUUUGGUGCUGAUAAAGAACAGACAGUAUAUGUAAAUAACAUAAACACAUUCCUGACUUCAAUCAAGAAUAUACUGUUCUUAAAAAAGAGGUUCACAUACUUUUUUCAGAGGAUCACAUACUUUUUUUUCGAAAGAAAGGUAGUAAAAUAUGUUUCCCAUAUGAUGAGAAUGCGGGGUUAAGGUCAAUAUUUAGUUUUGGAUGUUUAAAAACUGACUGCAUACUAGUUUUUAUGAAUCAUGACACACUCCCAGAAACACCAGAAUUGACAGUAAAGGUUUUUCUGCAAUGUUUUUUAAUGAAAUUAAAACAUGUAUGUUAAAAUG